Molecule: messenger RNA, 1398 nt
Organism: Dermatophagoides pteronyssinus (European house dust mite)
Lineage: Eukaryota; Metazoa; Arthropoda; Arachnida; Sarcoptiformes; Pyroglyphidae
Gene: Prim1
Product: DNA primase small subunit
Biological process (GO): DNA replication, synthesis of primer
Source: RefSeq, a predicted model, not a curated record
AAUGAGUUUAUCCAUUCAAUCGUUGAUAUGAUCGAAAAAAUGCGCGCAAAAUUACAAGUAUCGCUUACAUUCGUUUGUUGAAUUCAUUUUAGAUUCGAAAAAAUGCCCGAUCAAAAUAUGGAUUUAUCUUGCCAUAUUAGCUCCUAUUAUACCCAUCUUUUUCCUUAUAGCCUAUUCUAUCAAUGGUUAUCAUAUUCAAAUGUCGAACCAGAUUAUUUCGCUCGUAGAGAAUUUUCAUUCACCCUUAAUGGUGAUAUUUAUCUUCGAUUUAAUUCAUUCGAAUCAUUAGCUGAAAUGCGUAAAUGUAUACUGUCUCGACAACCUAUUAAAAUCGAUAUUGGAGCUGUCUAUAAUAUGCGACCUUGUGAAUCUCGUAAAAUCAAAUUGAUGUCAUUUCAACCACAAUCUCGAGAAUUAGUAUUCGAUAUCGAUAUGACCGACUAUGAUGAUGUACGUACAUGUUGUAAAGGUGCAGAAAUCUGUGAAAAAUGUUGGAUGUUCAUGGUGAUUGCCGCUCGUAUUCUUGAAGCAUAUCUACGUGAAGAUUUUGGCUUCAAAAAUAUUCUUUGGGUUUAUUCCGGUCGUCGUGGUAUUCAUUGUUGGGUAGCUGAUGAACGUGCUCGACGUUUAGGAUCGGAUGGUCGUGAUGCAAUCGCAAAUUUCAUAAACAUUUUUGAUGGUGGUCAAUUCAAAGCGAAAAAAGUGGAAAUCGAUGGACUAAAAGGUUGUCAUCCAUCAUUAAUUCGUUCGAUUCGAAUUAUCGAUGAAUAUUUUGAAGAAUUAAUGAUAAAUAGACAGGAUUUUCUUGCGACUAAAGAACAGAUUAAGAUGAUAGCAAAUCUUUGUCUCGAUAAACCAUUACGUGAAGAAAUUUUAGAAACAUUAUUGAAUCCGAAUGAAACGAAAUUGAAAACUUCUUUAGAUCGAUGGAGAAUGAUUUGUUCCUUGUCAAUAAAAUUCUAUUCAUCAAAGGGUCCUAAUCAAUUACUUAAUCGUAAUCAACAUCGACAUAAAUAUUUUCUGGAAGAAAUCAAACUUCAACUUUGUUAUCCACGUUUAGAUAUCAAUGUGACACGUGGUCUUAAUCAUUUACUUAAAGUUCCAUUCUCAGUGCAUCCUAAAACCGGACGUAUAUGUGUUCCAAUUGAUUUUGAAAAAUUGGAUCAAUUUGAUCCAUUCAAAGUACCAACCCUUCUGACUUUGAUUAAAGAAAUGGAUGAAAUUUCAACACCACAAGAAUCAGAAAAAUUAACGGAUGGAACAAUUAGCCUAGCAUAUCAAACAUCAUUAGCAUCAUCAUUGAAUUUGUUUCGAAAAUUUAUCCAAAAUAUCGAACGUAAUUUGCGGCCGAUAAAAUUAGCCGAACAAGAUGAUCGGUCCACAAUUGAUUUUUAAAUU